AUGUGCUCUCGCCAGGAGAAGGACCACUGCCACAAGCAGGAGCGCUACAUCCGACAGAGCAGCGGCGGCUGUCACAGCUCCGGCGGUGGUGGCUGUCACAGCUCCGGCGGUGGUGGCUGUCACAGCUCCGGUGGUGGCGGUGGCUGUCACAGCAGUGGUGGUGGCGGUGGCUGUCACAGCUCCGGUGGUGGUGGCUGUCACAGCUCCGGUGGUGGUGGCUGUCACAGCUCUGGUGGCUCCAGCUGCCACGGGAAGCCACAGGUGGUGUGCCAGCAGCAGCAGCAGCAGCAGCAGCAGGUCCACCAGCUGCCCUCGCAGAAGCUGAAGUGAUGGGGUGUCCUGUGCGGCCCCGCUGCGGCAGCAGAGCCCACGCAUGGACCAGCUCCGUGUGGCCUCCCCGAAGCUCUGCACGCCCCGGGGCACCCGGCUGCAGCCCCCCAGCUCUGCCCCCCAGCUGUGGCUGCCUGGGAUGGGCAUCGCUCCUGCUUCCCUGCCGCCUGAGCCACCAGGCUGGGCCUUGGCCCCAGGAGGUGCCAGCAACCCAAUAAAGCAUCACAUUUCUCACAUC
This is a messenger RNA of Oxyura jamaicensis (ruddy duck), 568 nucleotides long. RefSeq names its product loricrin-like. Bases 1 to 330 code for a protein of 109 amino acids. Lineage: Eukaryota; Metazoa; Chordata; Aves; Anseriformes; Anatidae. The record is from RefSeq and is a predicted model, not a curated record. The transcript has a single exon. Gene Ontology annotation, cellular component: cornified envelope. Gene Ontology annotation, molecular function: structural constituent of skin epidermis.